UCUUGAUUACAGGCAUUGCUUUCAUCUCAGCACACCGCAGAGCAAGCGAUGCCCUUCUCACCUUUUUUUUAUUUCCCUUCUAUUCCUCUGUUACGUACGCCCCCCUUCUUCUUCCUUAUCUUUCCCCUAGCCCUAACCUCUUUCUCCAAGCUCACCCAUUUAUAUUUCUCCUACCCCUCAGCCCCAAUGAACGAUCCCCUUGAUCAUCUAUCCAACCUCGAAAAGGCCUACGAUCCCUCCUCACCCCUCUACAAGUUCACGCACACCUUUCACAACCUGUCAGACCCCUCGGGCACGACCUAUCCCAUUGAACUGAAAGGCUACGACGAUCUAAUAAUGCGCAACAAGCAUCAGAAAGCGGUCAUACAGAAGAUGAACGGUGCUCUACUGGCCAUGUCACAGCGUAUCGAUAGUUUGACUGGUAAAUCGAUGAUCAUCAAUCAGAAGAUGGGUGUGCUGGUCAAGAUGAUAAGAACGAUGAGGGGAUUUGGGAUUGAAGGAAAACUGGUGUUUGGACGGAUGGGAGGCGAGAGAAUGGAGUGUGGAGAGGAUGGAGUGAGGUGUUUGAGGAUGAUGAGAAGGGUUUUGUGCAAUUUGAGCGAGAGCGUGAAGAAGGAGAUCGGUAAAUAGGAGGGUGCGAAAGGAAUGGGGUGAUGGUACGUGUAGAAUUGUGAUGGAGAAGGGGUGUGAGCUGCUGAUGAUGAGCAUUUGAGGGUAGAACACGCGUGUUGGAGAACGAGGUGUGUUUACGGACUGAUAAAGGAAAAGUAGUGGAGCCUUAUAAAUUAAGGUGUGGUGCAAGAGCAGUAGAAAUGCGAUAUACUAUUUAUCGGUAAUGUGCAAGGAAAUUAACAGAAAUUAAAAGCGUUUGG
This is a messenger RNA of Vavraia culicis subsp. floridensis, 872 nucleotides long. RefSeq lists its product as uncharacterized. Lineage: Eukaryota; Fungi; Microsporidia; Pleistophoridae. The record is from RefSeq and is a predicted model, not a curated record. The transcript has a single exon. The coding region runs from base 49 to 630 and encodes 193 amino acids.